AAGACGCCGCCGGAGACUCGGUCGGAGGGAGCGAGAGGAAGGAAGGAAGGAAGGAAGGGAAGAGAAGAGAAGAAGGAAAGUGGAGCACACCGAGACAACACUCGUACUCCGGUUACACAAGCGGGCCCGAACAGCUUCCCGUCAUGUCGAAGAAUCAGGAAAGUGGCCCUGUGAAGAUCAGCAAGAGCCAGGCCAGCGACCUGGCUCUCGUCAUCUCUCGCAUGCAGACCAAUGCAGACCGAGUCGAGAAAGACAUCCUGAGUGCGGAGGAGUUGCUGGUUGUGGAUGCCAAGCGCGAGGGGAAGAACCAGGCUCUGAUCCACCAGAAGGAAAACUCAGACAAACUGGCGGAGGCCGAAGGUCUGCUGAAGGAUCUCUUCAUGGACGUGGACAAGACCAAGCGCCUGCAGCACCCGCAGGCCAACGAGAUCGAGCGCGAUGUGAAGAACCUUCACGACCGCUGGGUGAAGGACUGCGCCACCUACAGGGAACUGUAUGAGCAGGUGCAAGACUUGGCGCCCAAGUCGAGGAUCGACUGGGGUCCCGCGCUGGAUGAGAAACAGAGGCGUUUAGACGCCGAAGGCUACGGUCCGAGUCUUUCCGACAUCGAGAAACAGAUCGCGGCUCAUAACAUCCUGCAUCAAGAGAUCGAGGCCUACAGUGAGCAGCUGACGCCCAGCACAACCUCGUCACAGGGCCAAUAUGCCAGCCUUAAAGAGAAGUACAAUCAACUGUUGGAGACCUCCCGAAAAAGGCGCAAGCACCUGGCAUCGCUCUACGACUACAUGCAAAGCUGCCGAAAAGAGUUGGACUACCUGUCUCAGCAGAAGAACAGGAUCCUGCAGAGAGACUGGAGCGAUCGAAUGGUUGACCCGCCCAGCGUUCGCAUGGAGUAUGAGAAAUUCAAAAGCAACGGGCUGCUGUCACACGAGGGGGAGAUCAACCAGCUCCUGGAGGAAGGCGAUCGUCUGUCCAACAUGAACCAUCCUGGCGACUCGGCAAUCACGGCACACAAAGAGGCGGUGCAGAGCGGGUGGCAGUCGUUCCUCAACCUGUGUCUGGCGCAGGAAAUCCACCUGGACAACGUUGAAGACUACAAGAAAUUCCAGCUCGAUGCCGAGACCUUGUCCGAGUCCCUGGACAGACUCGCUUCCAAUCUGGACCCAAGGUUAUUGGAGGGCAAGAGCAACUCGGAGGCCCUCUUGGAACUUCAGGGAGACGAGCCAGCGAUCAAGAGGAACGAGCAGCGGCUGGCGGCCCUCAGAGAGCUCAGUCGCAACAUAGCGCCUCUGAAGCUACGUCGAAGCAAUCCCACCACCCCCAUGAAAGUCGUGGCUCUGUGCGACUGGAAUGAUGAAAACGGAGCUGUGAGGCGUGGUGAUGAGCUGACACUGAAGUCCAUCUACGAUCACGAGACGUGGGAGCUGCAGGAUAGCGGCAAGAAAAGCAAAAGGCUCCCGGGGGCGUGUUUCAUGUUGCCGCCACCUGACACCGAGGCUCUGGAGAAAGUAAACAGGUUUGAGAAAACGCUGUUAAAUUUGAAGAGCCAGAGAUCGGCGACAAUGACAUCACUGAAGACGAGCACCGUGGAGGUCGAUCGCCCUCAGCGUGCAGUUUCCGUACAAAGAGCUCCGGAGGAUUCCAAAGCGGCACUCCUGGCCAGACAAAUCGAUGAUCUGAACCACAAUCUGGAUCUUUGCAAAAUGGACAUGCAGAAACGACAGAGGGCCCCCGUGGACAACCGCAACCCAUCACUCGACCUGGAAAACAGGCUGCAGGAUCUCAAGAAAUCGUCCCUGAUGGCGAGGAACCUCGAGUCGGAGAAGGCCGCCGUCCAGAGAGAAAUGGAAGCCCUCGUGGCCAAGAAAGCGCUCGGAGCCAAUGCCUCAAUCUUGCCGCUCAAACUCGCCGCUGCCAACGCCAAAAUGGAUGACAUCUCCACUCUUCUUGAUCUUUAUGACAAAAAGGCUUCGGCCUCCAUGUUCUUGGAGAGGCAGAUGCAGAAGGUGGAAGGGGUCGUCUCCGGCUUCGAACAGCAGCUUGCGAAAGACGGCGUCAUUCCCAAUCAAAAAAACGCCCUGCUGAGUCGCAGCCGUCAGCUGCAGGACAUUCGGCAGGAGGUUUCCUCAAAGAAGGAUGAGUUGAACACGUUAGGCAGAGACUUGGACCUGACCAAGCAAGCGUGCGGCUCCCUGCAGCAGAAUUUCAACGAAUACUGCCCCGACAUUCGCCGCCAGGAGAGCCAAGUGAAACAUCUGAAGAACCGCUUCACCAGUGUCACCAAUCAGCUGCAGGACAGGUCAACCCUCAUCCAGGAAGCCAGCAAUAAAAACCAAGACUUCCAGAAUGCCGCUCAGUCUCUGGACUUCUUUUUGGUCAAUUUACCAAAUAACAGCAUCGGACCUCGCGAUAACGUGGCCGAGAUAACAGCCAAGCACAACUCUCAGAAGAGACUGCUGGACGACAUUAACAGAAAGUCAGGUGACAUGCGGCGGAUCAAGGAUCUCUCCCGAGAACUUCAAAGCACCCUCAUUGAAUACGAGACGAAAUCAAACACCUAUCGCGGCAUUAUAUAUGGAGAUGAUGAUGAUGACGAUGACGAUGAGGACGAAGACUACGAACCCGUUCUGAAAAAGCGCCAAACUUCAACGAUGGCUCAGGCGGUGCAGAGGAAGGAAAAGGAUUUACUGAACCGUUUCGCUGAGGUGUCUGCGGAGAACGAGCAGCUUCUCAGCCAGAUGGGGACCGCCAAGAACAUCGUUCUCAGGAACGAAGACCAAGUCAGCAGCGUGGUCGUCAGUCAGCAGAUGCUACUCCAGAGUCAGAGGAACGACGCCGAAGAGGCCGAGACCAUCGGCAAAGAACUGAAUGAGGAAAAGGCUCGGCGCUUACAUGCCGAGAAGGACUUGGAAACAUACAGGCAGAGAUACUUGUCCUUGAAGAGCAGGAGAGGAGUGGAGAGGCUGGAGGAGAAGGAGGUGGUGCAGUAUUACCGCGAUCCCAAAUUGGAAGCCGAACUACAGUCUCUGAAAAGCAGGAUUCAAGAUGAAGGAUACAAGAGGUCGCAAACCCAUUCGGAUAUCGACAUGCUCAAUGAGAAAAUCCUCAAAAUGGAAAAGCAGCUCUUUGGCGUUGAACCGAAACUGGUGAACAAAGUGGUCACCGAAUAUGAGAGAGACCCGCAGCUUGAUCAAGAUAUGGAGCGGAUCCGGAACGAGAUGCAGAAGAUACGAGUGGAGAUCCAGACGAAAGAGUCGGAGAUCGUUCGUCUGAAAAAGGAGCUGAGUCUCCUGGCGCAGCAGAAACCCAAAUUCAAAGAGAGGCUUGUGAAGAAGGACGUGGUCAGGCUCGAAAAGGAUCCCGAGAUGAUAAAAGCGGUUUUCACGUUCAAGAAGGAAAUUGCAACAGAGGAAGCCCAAUGUCUGACCAUCAACAACACUAUUUUCACCGUUCGGAGCAAGAUCAACACGCUGGAGCGGAUCAUACCCACCGUUGAACCCAAAAUUGUCACCAAGAUGGUGAAGCAAGUCCAACAAGAUCCGGAACUGGUCAGCGAGUCAAAGAAACUGCGCAUGGCUUUGGAAGAGGAGAAAGACGAGAACGUUAUCUUACUGAAGGACCUCACCACGCUUCAGCUGCGAUACGGCGAGGUGGAGAAACUGCGGCCUAAAUUUGAGGUCAAAGAGGUGAUCAAUGAGAUUUUCCAAAUUGACCCCGAGACCGAAGUCCACCUGCAGCGUCUGAGGACCGAGCUGCAGGAGUGCGGCCGAAAACGCACAGCGAUAGAGAAACAAACCGACGUGGUGAUGACCUCGCUGACCACGCUGCGGACCCAAAAGCCCAAAAUCGAGUACAAGGAAGUCAACCAGGAGGUGAUCAAGGAAGAGAAAAGUCCCGAGGUCUUGAGAGAGUUACAGCGGCUCAACAACCAAGUGUCGCGUCUUAAGGUCAACUAUGACACCACCCUCGAGCUGCUGACGCACCUGCGCAAAGAAAGAGACGAGUUGAAAGCUGAAAAAUCCAAAGUGGAGACCAAGCUCGUGAGCAAAGAGGUUAUCAAAUACGAGAACGACCCCCUGGUGGAAAAAGAGGUGAACAGACUCCGGAGGACGGUCAGAGAAGAGACCCAACAACGGCGCAGCGUGGAGGAAUGCCUCUUUGACCUUCAGAACCAAUACAUUGUCCUUGAGCGCCAGAAGCCAGAGGAGAAGACGGUGGUACAGGAAGUGGUGCGUCUUCAGAAGGACCCCAAGCAGAUUUUGGAGCACGAGAGGUUAAACAAGGCCCUCGACGACGAGGUCAAAGCCCGCCGGAAACUGGAAAUCGAAGUGAGACAGCUGAGAGCCCUGAUUCAAGAAAAACAGAACACCGUCGCUCAGAUGGACGAACGGCAGAAGAAAAUCCAGAUCGAGUCAGAGCUGCGACAGAUCAAAGCCCAGAUUCACGAGCUCGAGCAUUCUCCCAAACCCGUUGAGGAAAAGAUCGUCAUCGAGGAAGUCCUGAAAGUGGAGCGGGACCCAAAGCUCGAGAAACUCAUGGACGAGAUACGCGUUGGAAUGGAAGGGGAGGCGAACCAACUCGUUCGUCUCCAGAGAGAAAUCAGCACCCUGAAGAUGACGUUGGAAAUCCUGGAAAAAGAAAAGACCACCGAAAAGAUUGUUUACAGAGAAGUGGUGCGAGUAGAGAAGGACCCGGCGGUGGAAGCCGAGAGAGACCAUUUGCGGGAUCUCGUCGCACAGGAGAGAAAUAUGAGGCGUGACAAAGAAGAGAACCUUCAAAGCUUUAGAGUGAAAAUGUCCCACCUGGAGACGUCCAUAUCCAUCAUUUCCAAAGAGGAGACGACUCUGGUUUUCAACAGGAGCAGCCUGCAGAGGGAGAAGGAAGACCUCCUCAAACAGCUCAAACUGCUCGAGACUCAAAGGCAGAACAUCAGCGUCACCUUCCAGCAACAGUCCAAGCUGAUGAGCGAGAGAAACCAGAUAGCGAAGCAGCGGAGUCUCAAGGCCUCCUCCGAUAUGCAGCGGCUCGAGAAUGAGAUCCUCAACGAAAAACACAAACACCACCAAAUGGAGGCGCUCCUCAUGGAGCUGAAAGAAGCCUUCAGGAACGAAGAUCAAGCUGAAACUCACACGAGGGAGACCAACCUCUCCACCAGGAUCACCAUCAUGGAUCCCGAUACCGGCCAAGACCUGGCUCCUUACGACGCCUACCUCAAAGGGCUGAUCGACCGCAAUCAGUACAUCCACCUGUCGGAACUGGAGUGCGAUUGGGAAGAAAUCACAUCCACCGGUCCCGACGGCGACUCGACAAUUUUGCAGGAUCGGAAGAGCGGCAUGCAGUACGCCGUCAAAGACGCCCUGAGAGAUGGCCGCUUGACCCAGUAUGACGUGAUGCGCUACAAGGAUGGCAAAAUGCCCAUUUCCGAGUUUGCUCUUCUUGUGGCGGGGGAAGCUCGAAGACCUUUUGUUCCCCCGGUUACAAGCCCCAGAUCCCCCAUUAAAUCCAUCCCAAGUUCUCCCUUAAACUCCACGCCGAGUUCCGUGAUAUCCCCCCGCGCCAGUCUCUACAGCGACAGCACGGACAACGUCUUUGCGUUGGGUGACGAGCAGUUCCCGAUCUCCGGUAUUUUCGACACGACCACGGAGAGCCGCAUGUCUGUGAGAAGCGCCUUGACCCGUAAGCUCAUCGACGCCGACACGGCCCUGAAGCUGCUGGAAGCGCAGGCGGCCUCCGGCGGAAUUAUCGAUCUCAACAAGAAGGACAAACUGUCGGUCCACAAAGCGGCUGAACAGGGCCUCAUCGACAACGCUCACAUGUACAAACUUCUGAAUGCUCAGAAGGCCUUCACCGGGAUUGAGGAUCCCCUGACCAAAGAGCGUCUCUCGGUGGGAAAAGCAGCACAAAAAGGCUACCUACCCUCCGAAAACGCCCGGUGGUAUAUUGAGGUGCAAUACCUGACCGGGGGGUUGGUGGAUCCCACGAAAGCCGGCCGCAUCACCCUCCAAGAAGCCGAAGCGUCCAACGUGAUCGACGGCAAGACAGCCGAAGAGCUGAGGAAAGAGUCGUCCUACCCAAAGGUUUUGGUUGACCCCAUCAGCAAAGACAAAAUCUCGUACAAGCAAGCGUUGGAUAAGUGCAAGGUUGACAAGAUCACGGGACUCUUGCUCCUUCCCGCGGCCUCGGGUGAUGAAACAGAUUCACCGUCAUACUCCAAAUUUCGGUUUAGUUCUUCUAACAGCAGAAUCUAGAUUGUGAGUUUCAAGAGGAGUGAAAUGUUUGACGCAGCCUCUGGUGCUAGAGGGUUCAUGGUACGAGUCACAAAGAAAUGACAUAAAUACACUGAUAUUUAUAACCCCGCUGUGGAUCUCGUUUGAAUACAAAAUAUGAUUUGGGGAUUUGCUGUAAAAAUCAGGGUCAUGAUUGUUGUUCCAUUCAGCAUUCUGAGGUCAAAUCCAAGAAUCCACACAUCAUGCAUUGGUUUUUACAGACCUGUUUUUUUAAAGCAAUACUCUAUGUAUUUUCAAAAUAUAUGUAUGUCUACUGCAUAAAUGUGAAUCAUACUUUAUAUACAUAAUAAAUGACAACCUUCAUGA
This is a messenger RNA of Hippocampus comes (tiger tail seahorse), 6593 nucleotides long. Its product is annotated as envoplakin-like. Gene Ontology annotation, biological process: intermediate filament cytoskeleton organization; wound healing. The transcript has 22 exons. Gene Ontology annotation, cellular component: membrane; intermediate filament; cytoskeleton. The record is from RefSeq and is a predicted model, not a curated record. Bases 144 to 6248 code for a protein of 2034 amino acids. Gene Ontology annotation, molecular function: structural molecule activity; cadherin binding. NCBI's taxonomy places the organism in Eukaryota, Metazoa, Chordata, Actinopteri, Syngnathiformes, Syngnathidae.